Messenger RNA from Penicillium canariense, 1248 nucleotides. RefSeq names its product protein kinase RIO2. NCBI's taxonomy places the organism in Eukaryota, Fungi, Ascomycota, Eurotiomycetes, Eurotiales, Aspergillaceae. The record is from RefSeq and is a predicted model, not a curated record. Gene Ontology annotation, cellular component: preribosome, small subunit precursor; nucleus; cytosol. The transcript is spliced from 3 exons. Gene Ontology annotation, molecular function: ATP binding; protein serine/threonine kinase activity. Gene Ontology annotation, biological process: maturation of SSU-rRNA; protein phosphorylation. Bases 1 to 1248 code for a protein of 415 amino acids.
AUGAAGCUCGACGCCAAGGCAAUUCGAUAUCUCACCUCCGAGGAUUUCAGGGUGCUCCAGGGGGUGGAAGCCGGAAGCCGUAACCAUGAAGUUGUUCCAACCCCGUUGAUUUCUCAGCUUUCGGGCCUUCGCGGGGGCAGCGGGGUGCACCGGGCUAUCUCGAAUCUGGCCAAGAUCAACCUGAUCGCAAAAGUGAAGAAUGCGAAGUACGAUGGCUAUCGACUUACUUACGGCGGUCUCGACUACUUGGCGCUGAAUGCGCACCAGAAACAGAAAGUGGUCUACUCAGUCGGCAAUCAGAUCGGCGUGGGCAAGGAGUCUGAUAUCGUCGUGGUCGCAGACAGCAGCGGAGCUCAGCGCAUCCUGAAAAUUCAUCGCCUCGGCCGUAUCUCUUUCCGUACCGUCAAGACGAAUCGCGAUUAUCUCCGACACCGCAACACGGGCUCCUGGAUGUACAUGUCUCGGUUGGCGGCAAUGAAGGAAUUUGCGUUCAUGAAAGCACUUCGGGAGAACGGGUUUUCGGUCCCCGAGCCCAUCGCCCAGAACCGCCAUACCAUUGUUAUGGGUCUAAUUGAUGCUUUCCCCCUCCGCCAAAUCUCCAAGGUCCCUCAUCCUGCAUCGCUGUAUUCGGAAUUGAUGGAGAUCAUUCUGGAGCUGGCGCGGUUCGGUCUUAUUCACGGUGAUUUCAAUGAGUUCAACAUCUUGAUUAAGGAAAUUGCAGACCCCAGUGGCAAAGGAAAGGCUCCUGCCGAUGCGGAGGCUGAUGAGUCUGAUGAGAACGUCAGGCUGGAACCGGUGAUCAUCGAUUUCCCGCAGAUGGUCUCCAUUGAUCAUGCCAAUGCCGAGAUGUAUUUCGACCGUGAUGUCAACUGUAUCAAGCGCUACUUCCAACGGAAGUUCCACUUCGUGAGCGAUGCGCCUGGCCCAUUCUUUUCCGAUGCCAGGAAGAACUUCCUGAGGAACCCUGGUAAACGACUGGAUGUGGAGGUUGAGGCGUCUGGCUUCUCGAGGAAGAUGGCGCGCGAGCUGGAGAACUAUAUGAAGGAAGUCGGCGUAGAUGGGGACGCAGGUGCUCCCAGAGAUGAUCUCGAGGAUGAGGAGGAGGACGACGACGAAGAAGAGGAGUCCGGCUCUGAAGAAGAGGAAGAGGCGGAGGAGGAGGAACAGCCUGAGCAAAGCAGUACAGACGUGGAUGAAAGCUCUAAACGAUUAGAGGCGCUGCAUGUUUCGGGAUCAUCGGGGCAAUGA